AUGGCUUCCGAAGACCUCGACCACAGCCCGAAACCAAAACCCUUCUCCAUCUCCCUCGCUUCCUCCUCACAAAAGAAGAAACCAUCCCCAUCAUCUUCGAUGUCCACUACUAGACGCACAGAUAGCGCUGCCUCCUCUUCAUCCUCGAAGCCCACACCCGAAAUCCUCCCUCGUCGCCCCCGCACAUUCCAGGACCAUGACUCCGAUAACGAAGACAGCCAUCAACCUCCUGUCGUGGAGGAAGUGACGGGCUUCGACCGCGAAGCUGGCGGUGCCAUAAGCGCCCAAAGGCGUGCGGAGCAGGAGAAGCAACCACUCGUCAUCAAAGUUGAAAGCAAAAACAAUUGGCAGCAAAGACCGUGGCUGAGGAAGAGAGGGGGGUUGAAUUUGUUGCCGAAGGAGGUUAGGGCGCAGAGAGAGGCGGAGGCGAGCGGCAUCGUUGCUGCUGAUGAGACGACGGAGGCUGAGGGCCCGAGUAUGAAAUUUGGGCUAACCCUUGCUGGAGAAUUGAAGGCGGCGGGGGUAGAUGGCGAUGUCAAAAUGGCGGGUGCUGGCGGUGUGGAAAAAGAAAGGAAAGAUGUGGACACUCGGGUUGAGGGGCAGGGGGAGACAUCGGAGAGGCCCUUAACGCAGGAUGAGAUUGCUAUGCAGGCUCUUAUACGUGAGAGCAAGGUAGAUGGGGAAGAAACGACAAGGCGGUCCGAUCUCGUUAUCCCUGGGAAAAGGAAGGAGAGGGAUGAGGAUGAAUAUGGAAAUGAAGAUUAUGGUGCGGAAGACGGGCGGUUUGAUGAGACGAAGUCAUUCCGUGCUGAUGUUGCGUCGAGGCCCGAUCCAGCUAGUUUGGCGGCUUAUAGUGCCAUUCCUGUGGAGGAGUUUGGGGCUGCAUUGUUGCGCGGUAUGGGAUGGAAGGAUGGAGAACCUAUUGGUAGGGGAAAAUAUGGAAGUUCGAAUGCGAAAGCUGCUACGAAGGCCCGCAUUCCAGAGAGGAGGCCCGGGUAUCUAGGCAUCGGAGCCAAGGAAAUUCCGGGCAAGGAUAAGGCGGGUAGCGGUUCUGAAGUUGAGUUGGGCGCUUGGGGCAAGUCGGCCAUGAGGAAGGCUAAGAAGCCUGGCGAGGGGCUUUAUACCCCUGUUCUCAUGAGGAAUAAGAAGACAGGGGAGAUGGUUACGCAGGAGGAGUUUAAUCGCUUGGUUAAGGCGGGUGAGGAACGAGGGCUUAAAAAGGACGGUGACGAUAGCUGGCGUGAAAGGAGGGAUCGGAAUUUGCAGUUGAAUGGAAGAAAUAAACUGCGUGAUUGGGAUCGCCGUUCUGAACGGGAUUAUGACAACGAUAGUGGUGAGGGCGAUGGAUAUAAGUCCCGUAGAAACGGGAGUGGAACAUCCGGCGAUAGUUAUAGGGCCAGAGAUAAGAGGAGACGUCAUGAGGAUCGCGAAGCUGGCGCGAGUGAUAGCGGGUUGGAGGAUCGAUACACUAGGGACCGUGGAAGUGAUCGUGAUGAUCGGGAUCGAGAUCGGAAACACAGGAGUAGCCGGAGAUCAUAUGACGACGAUGGUGAUGAUGGCCACAGGCCCCGUCCUUCAUCUUCAUCUUCGAGACGUGAUCGCGACGCACACAGAGACUCGCAUCGGGAUAGAAAUAGGUACUCCACAAACGAUAAAAGAGAUCGCUAUGAUAGGGACGACAACGAAAGGAGUCGGUCGCGUCGUGAGGAAGUGUAUUGA
This is a messenger RNA of Histoplasma capsulatum G186AR, 1719 nucleotides long. RefSeq names its product pre-mRNA-splicing factor spp2. Gene Ontology annotation, biological process: mRNA splicing, via spliceosome. Gene Ontology annotation, cellular component: spliceosomal complex. The record is from RefSeq and is a predicted model, not a curated record. Gene Ontology annotation, molecular function: nucleic acid binding. NCBI's taxonomy places the organism in Eukaryota, Fungi, Ascomycota, Eurotiomycetes, Onygenales, Ajellomycetaceae. The coding region runs from base 1 to 1719 and encodes 572 amino acids. The transcript has a single exon.